AUGUCCAAAAAGUCCACCUUUACCAGCGUGACGCCGCUGCCGGCGGGCAUGACGCGGCAGGCGGCCGUCGACUUCCUGCAGGACCACGAGGCCAUGAUUGACCUGAACCCGCUCGUGACGGGGCGGCAGCGGAUGCCAGCAGCACCGGCCGACGCGCCGGCCGACGAGCGGCCCUGCGCGUGGUACGAGGUGACGGACCGCAUCGACUACCUGCCGGGCGGGCUCGCGCGCGGCUCGGUGCGCUACCGCUGCGCGUUCCUCGACCUGCCCGGCGUCGGGCUGCAGACGCACUGCUACGCGCCCAUGGGCGUGGACCUGCGCACGCGCUGGUCCGUCGCCGGAAGCGCCCCCGGCGAGCCGCGCGAGGCCCCGGAGCUCGGUAUCGGUGCGCCCCCGACCGGCCUCUACCUGCGCGAGGACACGGAGCUGCGCUGCAGCCUCGUCAUGGCCGCCUUUGUCCGCCGCACCCUCAGGGACGCCCACAAGAGGCUCGCCGACCGCCUCACGCAGCGCGGCGCCCGCGACGCCCAGGACGCUGAGCGACGACGCCUUCGGGCAGCAGCAGCAGCAGCAGGGAUGGGCCGCGAGCACGGUGAGGGGGAGCAGCAGCAGCCGCUCAGUAGCCACAGGAUCAGCAGCUACUAUGUCCAGAGGGAGGCCGAGGCGGGUCGUCGUCGCGCGGGGGCGGCCGCCACAGACCCCAGGAAUGCAAAUUACCACCAGUCGGGGCUAUUGACGGAGCAGCGCUACGUGUCAGAGGAUAGGCCAGCGCCAUCGCAUGGCAUAAACACAGCAUACCACGAGGCUGAUGCGACCCGUGACCCGGCCGAGUUGCCAUGA
Molecule: messenger RNA, 840 nt
Organism: Cordyceps militaris CM01
Lineage: Eukaryota; Fungi; Ascomycota; Sordariomycetes; Hypocreales; Cordycipitaceae
Exons: 2
Coding region: 1-840 (279 amino acids)
Source: RefSeq, a predicted model, not a curated record